AUGGUUAUAAAUCGUUGGUCCGAAAACAAAGGUAAAUGCGUCGUCGCCAGACGGCUUGUAAGGCAUCACGUAUACGCCGCUUUGGCUGCCGUUGCAUCGGCGAAUUCUGCUGACCGGGGGAAAAGUAAAAACAGCAAUAAAUAUAGUUACCAAAGAAAAAAAAAAAACAAAGAACAAGCGAAUCUUACACCCCGCGGCACUCGUCUUUUGAAAUUCACUAAUGUCAAGUGCAUGGAUUUACCCACUUCUCGAGGUUUUACGAAAUACGAAUACUGUCGUUUAAAAGUGGUGCGCAGAAAUGAGGUGGAACUUUCUCUGAAGGUCAGCUUGUUGCAGCUUCCCAUCCGUAAUUUGACCGCAAGACUACAAUGCUUUCAAAGGCGGGAUGGCUAUCGUCCCUUUAUGUACAAUGUGCUCUUUGAUUUUUGCAAGCUGAUGUCCAGUGGGAGUAAUGAAUUUUCUUUUGAACGUAUAAUUUUCGGUGCUGUUCGAAUGCAUAGUAAUCUUAAUCAUUCUUGUCCAUGGAAAGAGAACCACAUGACGGUGGAGAAGUUCGCCCUGGAUUUAAACAAAAUCAAUAUGCCAGUACCUGCUGGAACCUACCGCUUGGAUUUCACCUUUUACGCCUACGGCAUCGCUCGCACAUUGACACAGGUGUUUUUCGAGAAAAUCGAGUGAAACUCGGGCGUCACAAACAUGUUCUUAGUUUUAUUUUCCUAAGCAGCUUAUACUGUGUAAGUUAAAAGCUCCAAAACAAAAUACAUGCCAAUAGAAUGGCAUCGAUAUUUUCAAUUUACAAUAUACACCAACGAUUUGAUUUCCUAGCCGUAAUAAAAGUCUGUGUGGCAAGUUAAAGUCAAUCAAGUCAAUAAACAAUUACGGGCAAUGGAAAAUUUUUUAGAGGGCUCGGCCUAGGCACAGUGGACAAAAAUAAAGUGUUCCAGCUGAUCAUUUUUACUCAGCUCAUACAUAAUCAAUCAUUCGACCGUCCGGAGGCAGUUUUCAUUUAAAUAAAUACCAGUAUAGCAAAUUGAUUAA
Drosophila gunungcola (fruit fly) is the source of this 1038-nucleotide messenger RNA. RefSeq lists its product as uncharacterized. NCBI's taxonomy places the organism in Eukaryota, Metazoa, Arthropoda, Insecta, Diptera, Drosophilidae. Bases 1 to 678 code for a protein of 225 amino acids. The record is from RefSeq and is a predicted model, not a curated record. The transcript is spliced from 4 exons.